Aspergillus steynii IBT 23096 is the source of this 1422-nucleotide messenger RNA. RefSeq lists its product as uncharacterized. Bases 487 to 1236 code for a protein of 249 amino acids. NCBI's taxonomy places the organism in Eukaryota, Fungi, Ascomycota, Eurotiomycetes, Eurotiales, Aspergillaceae. The transcript is spliced from 3 exons. The record is from RefSeq and is a predicted model, not a curated record.
AGUAAUCCUCCAGUAUAUGGAGGAGACAGCAGCUGGGCCCACACUAGGAGAUUGUUCAUAAAUCAUACCCCUGAAGAUCCCCGGUCCAGGCCCGAUCGCACGAGGUUACUCCGGGUAGGAGAUCCGAGACCAGAUCCCCCUUGCCUCUAAUACUAGUACUAAUCAUCAAUUAUCAAUCUAUCUGCUCACGACUCCGUAAGAACUGCGGAAGAACUUCCGAGCAAGCAGUACUCGGUAAGUGGAGCUGGUCUCCGAUGCGCCGGGAAGAUCCAUGGAGUUCUCAGCCGUCAUGCCGUAAUCGAGCCACCGCGACGUCAUUAUUGGAGUAGGGAAUGCGACGUCCGGCGCUUUUCUCUCCCCAGGACCCGUCUUCUUCGUCCCCUCUCCAUUCGGCGCUCAAGUCCCCACUGCCUAGUGACUUCCUUCUCUGCAGAAGCGCACCCCAAUCUUGUCCACCGCAAUUCGUUCGGAAUCGAGACACCCAUCAUGGUCUCUACGCGACACCAUCCGCGCGAUUUCCCGCCGCCCUCGACUGCGAGGGCAUCGUCGCCUCCUUCUUCGCCGUCCGCCAGUGCCAAUGGGAACGGCAAAAAAUGGGUGCACACGCCGUCCGCGGCCGUGACCCUUUGGCUCCUUGUCUCGGUCCCCUUGGUCAUCUGGGAUGCCGGGUACGUUCUGUUGCGCCCGCAUAGCAUGCCGGGGAACAAGCUGCAUUCGCCGAUCUGGACGCCGUAUGCGCUCUACGGCACAAUCGAUUAUAUCUAUGGCUGGCCGGCUUUCAACGCCCGCAACGGCUUUACCGCCGCACAGAGCGUCUUGAAUGUCCUCGAGACCAUCGGAUAUAUCUACUACCUCGUGACGGUGUAUCGGCAUGGAAGUUCGGCAACCGCCAGCGGUCGCGCAUCGCAGCGCAAGACCAAGAAGGGUCUGUUGUGGCUGUUCAAGGACGAGAAGGUGCUUCCUGGGCGCACGGGAGCAAAUGCGCUGCUGGUUGCGUAUAGCGCGUCGGUGAUGACCCUCGGCAAGACCCUUCUUUAUUGGCUGAAUGAGUUUUUCUCUGGUUUCGAGAACAUCGGGCAUAACGAUGCGGUCACCUUGAUCUUCCUGUGGAUUAUCCCCAAUGGACUCUGGAUUGUGUUUCCGGCAUAUAACCUCCACGUCCUCGGCGAAGAGAUCGUAUCCUCGCUUGACGGUCUAGCACCGCGCCAGCGACCUGGACGGCCCAAGUCAUCAUAAGAGAAUGUGAGAGAAUCAAGAGGGAUGAGGGUGAAGGGGUCGUAGGAGACCCGGGGUAACAAGAAAGGUGUAUGAUACAAGCUGUGCUGGUAGGACAGGUCAUCGAUAGACUGGCCGGUCCGGACUAUACGAAGUGUGCUAUAGUUUCUUGAAUACCAUAUGAUAGGAAUAGUAGGUAAUGGUUGC